AUGUCGGACGAUGACCGACGAGCUCUGGAUCAAGCGCCAGUGCCAGAAAGCUCGCAGAGCUUCUUGAUAUCACGAAACGCUGUAGCGGUGUCAGACUCAAAUCUACGUUCCCCACCGACUUCAAUUGCCAUGUUGCGCUUGCAACGGACGACCACCUCGUCCCAGACUUCUCAGGCACAACCAGACGAGGAAGCGUUGAACAAGCCGCCUCUACAACACAAGCCAUGGGGAUCGCGGUCGUUACAAAGACGAACACUACUGGCUUUUGCUGGUAUUUUCAUCGGUCUUUUGGCCGCAGUCGAAGCUAUCAUCCAGGUAGCCCACAACAACCAAGGCAUAGCAAACGCUGAUGAGGAUGCCUACUACCUUUGGACAUAUGGGCCUGUUGCUAUUCUGACGGUGACGCUCGCGUUCUGGUCUCGGAUCGAAUACAGAUCAAAGCAGCUCGCCCCGUAUAUUCUGCUGCAUAGCGACCCUGCCUCCACAGAUCAGGCUAUCCAUCUCGACUACAUCUCUCCUAUUGCACCUACGACAAUUUACCAAGCCAUACGAAACCGCAACGUCUUGGUCGCCUUAGCUUCGAUAUCCUCACUUCUGGUUACCCUACUCAUCGUCGUCUCAACCAGUCUUCUCGGCUUGGUAUCCUUCCAGCUGGACCAAACGGGCAUUACGAUGGCGGUCUCUGAUUCAUUCGUGGACAACGCCUCGUCCUUACUUACUAGCCCUGUUGCUCAAAUGCCCUUCUAUGUCUAUGAUGCCAUUCACAACUCAAGUCUGAAGUAUCCCGCCGGGACUACAGCGUCAUUCGCAUACCAAAACUUUACUUCAGCCGAUCCCUCAGCGGCCGACGCACUAACUGCAGAAGUUGACGGAUUCUCCGCGACGCUCACCUGUGAACCCGCUAUGCUCCAUUUCGGGGGUCUUUCGUUGAAUGUACCUACCGGUGGACAGCCGUAUAACACCUACGAGCCUACUGAUGAUGUUUCCAAUGUUACAAUCUCUUUCAACGGCUGCGAGGCAAAUUUGACACCGCCAUUAUAUCUGACGGAAGUCGGAGUGAAACAAACCAUUGGACAGUUUGUCAAAGUAGCGUGUGCAGGCGGUGGAGAUGAAGAAGACUCGCAGCGCGUCUUGAUUUACACAAUGGAGCUGAUGAUCAACUCCUCAGCAUACGCAGAUCAAUACCACCUUACCUACUACUACAGUAUUACCCGUUCAACUCAACUCCUAUGCAGACCGUCAUACAGCCUGCCCCGUCUCAGCGUCACAGUUGACCGAGCCAGCGGUACAAACACUGCAGCUACUUUGGUAAAUCCUUCCCCGACCACCGAUGGUCGAAGGAUCAGUGGUCUGAGUGCUUGGAACUUGACAGAGUUGAUCUUGGAUUCGGUGUCGGGGAUUUCGACUUACAACAGUGACAGCCAUUGGGGUCCGGUGAUCAAGCUCGCUCGACAGUCUCGUAUCAACGUCACCGAUGAGGAGAUGUUCGACGUAUCGACUUUGCAAGCCCUACUCCCACCGUUCUUCACUUCAGUUUCCGCCCAGAUUGCCAGGGAAUCGCUCAUGAGACCUUCGCAGGCUGUCGUCGUUGGAUCCUCAACCACUAAACGUACGCGGUUGACAGUUCGCUCGCUUUCAGCCCGCAUUAUGGAGGCCACUCUCGCCGUCCUCGCUGUGGCUGCAGUCAUUAUGGCCAUAUUUUGCCCUCGAACAGUCUCAGUUCCAUGCGAUCCAGGAUCCAUCGUUGGAACAGCAACGGUCUUCUCAUUGAAUAGAGCCCUUUUGGAGCAUUUGAAGAACGACGCUCCUUCAGAGAAUACCAGACUGGCACAACCGUCCUGGCGGCCUCUGGUGCUAAAGCCUUCUGUCCGCAGUCUCGGUUUGUUUACCAUCGCGGCCGUUAUUGUUGUACUCGAGAGUCUCUUGCAAGUCUCGCGGAAGCACAAUGGCAUCGCCAAUGUCGACCUGAAACAGUAUAUUCACUAUACAUGGUCGUAUAUCCCCGCGCUAUUGAUGAUCAUCAUUAAACUGUUCGCUCUGUCAGUUGACUUCAAUACGCGGCUCCUGGCUCCAUUUUCACGACUGAGGCGAGGCGGAACCUACAAAGACGCCUUGAACGUCAGUUAUUUGAAGCAACUUGCCCCCGCUGCCAUCAUCUCCUCGGUCCGAACAAGACAGUUUGCCGUCACCGCAACGACGCUCAUGGCGCUGAUCGGCGGGCUCCUUACAAUCGUUGUGAGCGGCGUAUACGACGUAGCACAAAUACCAACUCAGUCCCUCGUUCAAAUACAGCGUCAAGACUCGUUCCGAUCGGUCGAGGACAUUGACCUGGACAUUACUAGCGACGACAAAGGAGGGAUGCUUGGGGCUCUAAUUCUUGAGCAAAAUCUGUCAUACCCAAAGUGGACGUACGACGAGUUUGUUUUCCCCAAGCUGGAGAUGGUACGUGACACCAGCAACCUGGAGCUGGGCGAUUUUAUUGAUACCACUGUUCCUGCCUUGCACGCCAAACUCCACUGUAGAUACUUAUCAGGCCCCGAGGUAAAUGCUUCAGUGAACUGGACAAACGGCGGAGAGAUGAAUAUCGUGAAACCCCCAGCUCUUGCAACCUACCUCAACACACAAUCAGACAUCUACCUGGGAGGUAUCGACCCAGUCGUGGAGGGGGGAGUUUUUGGCUAUUCGGAUUGGGCAGGAGAUGGUAACGGAAUUGGCGAUCCGCCGGAGUACGCAUACAUCUGGGGAUCCUUGAGCGGCCGAGAGAUCGACCACAUCGUCAUCCUCAUGUGCGACGAAGACCUCCACACCAUCGACGUCUCUGCAAGGUUCUCGCUACCAAACUUCUCAAUCGGCGCAGACUUCCCGCCUGUGCCAAUCGAAGCCACGUCGAAGUGGUUCACGGAUCUUUUCCUCCUCGAACCUUAUUCGGACCAACUGCCCAGGCAGCCCGACGGUCCGUUUCCCUGGGAUGAGUUCUUCACCCUUUUGGUAGAGGGUAGUGGCGGCAUCGAAAUGUCGGAUCUUAGGGAUCCCUCGAAGGUCGACAAGAUUGUGGACACAAUCAAGCACUUCCACGGCAUCUUGCGGGCUCAGCAAUACAACAUCGUUUUGCGGCAAACUCCGGCUCAAAAUGAAACACUUGCGAGCCUUCGGUACCCGAGCACGAUGACCAGCAACAGGCGGAGCAGACUUAUCCAGCAUGCAGUGUCGACACGCAUCUUGGAAGGCAUGCUUUUCGCGAUGCUUGUUUUUGGGACGGCGGCUACAUUCAUGAUGAAGACGAGAGACGUAUUGCUCGAAAACCCCUGUACGAUUGCCGCCAUGGCACGCUUGCUAGCUGAGUCAAGCAUUCUCGUCCACAAACGACCGUCCAUAUCCAUACCAGACUUCUUGGACAGCGAGUCUCCCACGGAUCCCGAAUCAUCCCAGAGCGACGUAUUCAGGCUCGAUUGGUUUGUACGGAGAGAGCACAGCCAGGAGAAAACGAGAAUUUUCACAAUCCGGGCUGUGGAUGCUGUCGAACUCCGGACGAGACCUUCUGCGCAGCCGCCGGAGGAGGUGAACGCGGCGACGGCGACGGCGACUGUGGGAGAUUAUGCUCCGAUACCAGCGGACGAUACUCACCCCAGCCUCGACUUGGCGGAUCUGGACCGAGAGAGAAACGAGGAGCGUGGGGACAGCGCGCUCCUUGCCGUCACAAGUGUACAAGAUGGCAACCACAGAGAGGAAACGGAUUCUUUGGUUCGGUCAAGAGACCAAGACCAGACUAGCGAAAGUGAGCAGACCCCGAACCAUCAAAGGUCCCCAUGA
This is a messenger RNA of Cladophialophora carrionii CBS 160.54, 3810 nucleotides long. RefSeq lists its product as uncharacterized. The coding region runs from base 1 to 3810 and encodes 1269 amino acids. The record is from RefSeq and is a predicted model, not a curated record. The transcript has 2 exons. Lineage: Eukaryota; Fungi; Ascomycota; Eurotiomycetes; Chaetothyriales; Herpotrichiellaceae.